Molecule: messenger RNA, 261 nt
Organism: Racocetra persica
Lineage: Eukaryota; Fungi; Glomeromycota; Glomeromycetes; Diversisporales; Gigasporaceae
Source: the annotation of a GenBank genome assembly
UUAUUUUAUUUACAAACUCCUAAAAUCCUUUCGACACAAUCAACUCCAUCACCUUUGAUUAACAUUCUUUUGAUACAAUCGAUUCUAUCACUUUCGACAAUUGUAGCAUUGUUCUCACAGCCUCUUCCAAAAUCAAGCUCAAAUAAUAUACGUUUCUCUACUACAUUAAGAUCUGAAGUCAAAGAUCUUAGCAAGAGAGUCAAUGAAUUAGAAGCUGAGUUGAAAGCUACAAAAGAGGAACUAGAAACUCUCAAAAACCCA